AUGUCUCGCAUCCAACGCUCUCGAAUCCCACGAGAUAUUCAACGAGCACUCAUUGCCAACUCAGUAUUGGCACACCGCACUCAGUCAGAGGGAGGGACACACCAUCCAGCUCGCUUUGACACCGAUUCAUUGCCAAUUGGCAUCGACAACCGCUGCUCCUUCUGCAUCUCCGACAAGGAAUACCACUUCGAAGAUCUGCGAAAAACACAGCACGUCAUCAAGGGUUUUGGAAAUCGAAAGACCAUUGAUGUCAUGGCUGGAACACUGGUUUGGAAAUGGUUAGAUGAUGACGGCAAGGAACACACAUUCCGAAUCCCAAAUUCAUUCUAUUUCAUUGAAACAACAGAAGGCAAGCUCUGUACACUGCAAUGGGGAGACAAGUGUCAGUAUUGCAAAACCAUUGCAGUUGACCCAAAAACAAAUGUUUUUACCUUUGAUUUGGCACCAGGAUAUGACAACUUCUACGCCUAUUGUGCCCAAUGUGCCAAAGCCAACCAGGAGGACGACCUCUUUGAAGAGGACCUUGAAGAACCUACAGCAAUGGAGGCAACAAUGGUCAGUGAUGACGAGCAUGACAAUGAUGAACUCACGACACCAACUUCCCAUCGAGAGGGAGAAUCUGAACCAUCGGAAGAUGAUCCCAAACCUCCAAUGCGUGAAACACCAAUGACUUUCGACCUCGAUAUGGACAAGAGCAAAUGUUCAGCACCAAUACACAUUGAGGACAAUGAGGAGGACACUCAAAAACAAAAUCAUGCAGCUGAGUUCCUCAAGUACCACCACAAGUUCAAUCACUGUUCACCAGCCAAGAUCCAAGCAAUGGCAAAGAAAGGUGAGCUCCCAAAAUACUUGGCAACAUGCGAUGUACCUGUAUGCAGUGCUUGCCAAUUUGGAAAGGCAACUAGAAGGCCGUGCACCAAGAACAAGAAGAAUGGUCGCAAAGCAAAAACUGCAACAAGACCAGGACAAGUGGUUAGUGUUGACAUGAUGGAAGCAGGAGUACCAGGUUUGAUCCCACAGACAUCUGGAUUUCUUACCAAAGAAAGGUACAGAGUUGCAACCGUUUAUGUUGACCAAUACUCCAACUUCAGCUAUGUGCACUUCCAGAAGAGCACAACCGUGGACGAGACGCUGGUAGGCAAGGAAGCAUUUGAGCGACUUGCUGCAACCUACGGGAUCCAAGUCCAACACUACCAUGCAGACAACGGAACGUUUGCCGCCAAGGGGUGGAUUGAUGCGUGUUACCAGAAGAAGCAGUCCAUAAGCUUUGCAGGGGUCAAUGCACAUCAUCAGAACGGAAGAGCUGAAGCAAGGAUCAAGCAUAUCCAGGACAUGGCACGUACCUCGUUGAUUCAUGCGACAAAGAGAUGGCCCGAGGCGAUCAAUGCUCAUCUGUGGCCCUUUGCAGUCCGCAUGGCAAAUCUCUCGAUCAAUGCAACACCAUGGUUAGCAGAUCUGAAGAAGCGCUCUCCAGAAGAGAUGUUUUCAGGUUCCAAAGUGGAUAAUAAUCCAAAGCAUUGGCACCACUUUGGAUGCCUGGUGUUUGUCUUGGACAAGAAUAUGCAGCAAGGCAGAAGACCUGCAGGAGGCAAAUGGAUGCCAAGGACCCAGGUCGGCAUCUAUUUGGGUCCAUCACCGCAACACUCAAGAAGUAUUGCGCUGGUUCUCAACCUCACGACAGGAAGAGUAGGACCAGAAUUCCAUGUAUACAUGGACUCCAAAUUCCACUCCGUGAAAAACUCCACCCGCCAAGAGAGACCCGAAGUCAAAUGGAUGGAAGCGGCCUACUUCGUGGAUGGACAGAAGAAGGGUGAGAAAAGAGGAGGAACUGAUCGCAAUGGUCAGAGGGAGGCAGCCCAGGCUGACACUCCAACGGUUCCACCGCAAGUCGGAUUCAACUUACCUAUUGAAGAAACAAGGAACCGGUCGAUCCAAGAUUCAGAGGGAGCUCCUCAACAAUCUGAACUUCCGGAUCACCCGUCCCCAGGGACACUCGAGCAAGAGCAGGCUCCGACAGGAGAUGGCCAACCAGCUCCAGCUCCUGCCCCAGUGGCAGCACCACCGUCACCAAGAGUGACACCUGCCGGAGAUCGUCACCAAUCAGUCAGAAGAUCAACAAGGCAAAGACAACAACCAGAGCGACUCAUCGAAGUCAUGACCGCUGAGCUCGCCGAUCUGGACGUACCUUUUGAACUCUUUGCGAUGGAAGCAAUGUUUCCAAAUCCAGUGGAACCUGAUGAUAUCCUUGCAAUGAAGGCAUCAACUGAUCCAGACACAAUGUAUCUGCACCAGGCAAUGAAGCAACCUGAUUGGAAGGAGUUUCAAAAGGCAAUGAUGAAGGAGAUGAGCGAUCAGAUAGACCAAAAGGUCAUCGAACUCAUCCCAAAGAAGGACUUACCAAAAGGAGCGACCUUGCUACCUGCGGUAUGGCAGAUGAAGCGCAAGCGCGAUAUCAAAACUGGAAAAGUAAAGAAAUGGAAAGCUCGGUUAAAUAUUGAUGGAUCCCGAAUGGUAAAGCAUCGCGAUUACGAUCUUACCUAUGCUCCUGUAGCAAGCUGGGGAAUCAUCAAGCUCCUCUUGGCACUCGCUCUCACACUUGGAUGGCACACAGUACAGCUCGAUUAUGUACUGGCAUUCACCCAAGCACCAGUUGAGAGGGAGCUGUACAUGCAGAUUCCAAAAGGGAUAGACCUUGAUGGGGCAAACCCGGCUGAUUAUUGUUUCAAGGUGAGACGCAACACAUACGGCCAAAAGCAAGCCGGACGUGUUUGGAAGGUCAAGAAGCUGAGAGAAUGCGGCUUUGCCCAAUCCAAGGUGGAUGACUGCGUCUUCUUCAAGGGCAAAAUGAUCUAUAUCUUGUACACAGAUGACUCGAUCAUUGCAGGACCCAACAGGAAAGAAAUCAACGAAGCAAUAUCUUUGAUGAAAGAAAAAUUAGACUUGACUAUUGAAGGGGAUCUCAAGGACUUUCUUGGAGUAAACAUCGAGAAGAAGGAUGGCGGAUUUUGGCUCACACAGCCUCACCUCAUCAAUCAGAUCCUAGAGACCUUGCGACUCAAGCAAAAGGACAAACCAAUCAACAAUUCGAACUCUCGAGACACUCCAAUGAUCCACUCCAGAAUCCUUCAAAGGAAGCAGACUCCCCGGAAUUUGACAAUCAAUUCAAUUAUCGAUCACUCAUUGGGAAAAUAG
Messenger RNA from Cylindrotheca closterium, 3192 nucleotides. Lineage: Eukaryota; Bacillariophyta; Bacillariophyceae; Bacillariales; Bacillariaceae. The record is from the annotation of a GenBank genome assembly.